This is a messenger RNA of Gastrolobium bilobum, 3366 nucleotides long. RefSeq names its product receptor-like protein EIX2. Bases 142 to 3222 code for a protein of 1026 amino acids. Gene Ontology annotation, molecular function: protein binding. The transcript is spliced from 2 exons. The record is from RefSeq and is a predicted model, not a curated record. Lineage: Eukaryota; Viridiplantae; Streptophyta; Magnoliopsida; Fabales; Fabaceae.
CAUAUAGAUAGGUUGAAAAUUGAGAAAUAUUUUCAACCCCUUGCGUGGAAAAAAAGUAUGUUUACUGUGUUAUGUGGAAAUUAAUGUCAUAUAGAUAGGUUGGAAAUUAAGAAAAAUUUCCUUGUUUGCAGCACAACAUCAAUGGAAAAGAUGUCUAUAGUUAGAUUGUUGUUACCAUUUUUGUGCCUGUUACUUACAGAUUAUGCUCUCGGCAGCCAUGCUCAACCUGUUGAUUGCUUAUCUUCUGAUCGAGAAGCUCUUAUAGACUUCAAAAAUGGGCUUGAAGAUCCUGAGAAUCGGCUCUCUUCAUGGACGGGCAACAAAUGUUGUCAAUGGUGUGGAAUAAGUUGUGACAAAAUCACUGGUGCAGUUGUUGCAAUUGAUCUCCAAAACCCCCAUCCACUGUAUGGAUUGUUGAACCUGAGUGGUGGGAUAAAGCCAUCUUUGAUGAAGCUCAAGUCACUAAGGCAUUUAGACUUGAGUUUUAACACAUUCAGUGGCAUACCAAUUCCUGCGUUCUUUGGAUCACUAGUGAAUUUGCAAUAUCUGAACCUAUCAAAUGCUGGCUUUGGUGGCAUAAUUCCUCCAAAUUUGGGAAACCUUUCUCACUUGCAAUUUCUUGAUCUCCAGUUUUUAAGCUUACAUGUUGAAAAUCUACAAUGGGUGGCUGGCCUUGUCUCUUUGAAACAUCUGGCCAUGGAUGGAGUUGAACUUUCAUUGGUAGGAACAGACUGGGUUAGUGCAUUUAACCAGCUUCCUUCUUUAACUGAAUUGCAUCUAUCUUCUUGUUUGCUGCAUGGCUAUAUUCCAUCUCUUCCAUCUCUCAAUUUCACUUCACUUGCUGUUCUGGAUCUUAGUUCUAAUAACUUUGUUUCAAAGAUACCUGAUUGGAUUGUAAAUAUUAGCAGCCUACAACUUAUUGAUAUAAGCAAUAAUGAUCUGUAUGGAAGAAUACCGCUUGGUUUAGGAGACCUGCCAAAGUUACUGUUCUUGCAUUUAGAGGGAAACAGCAAUCUUACAGCAAGUUGUACUCAACUCUUCAGGGGAAGAUGGGAAGAUAUACAAGUGCUUGAUUUAGCAUCUAAUAAAUUACAUGGGAAACUUCCUUCAUCCUUUGGAAACUUGACUACUCUCACUUACCUUGAUCUUAGCUAUAAUGGUAUUGGGGGUGGUAUCCCAGGUUCCAUUGGUAAACUCUGCAACUUGAAUACUUUUGAUUUGUCAGGAAACAACAUGACAGGAACCCUGCCUGAAUUUCUUCAAGGAACAGAUAACUGUCCUUCUAGAAAACCUCUGCCUAAUAUGGAGAAUUUUAUCAUCAGCGACAGCCAGCUGGCUGGUAAAAUCCCAGAUUGGUUAGUUCAACUAGAAAAUCUUGUCAGUCUCGGUCUUGCAGAUAAUCUGCUUGAAGGUUCCAUUCCUGUUUCCUUAGGGUCAUUGCAAAAUCUCCACACCUUGGAACUUGAAAGGAAUAAACUAAAUGGGACUCUACCAGAUAGUUUAGGACAACUUUCUGAAUUGUCACGCUUAGAUGUUUCCUCCAAUCAGUUGACAGGCAUGGUCACUGAAGCCCAUUUUUCAAGGCUAAGUAAGUUAGAGAUUUUAAAUUUGUCCUCCAAUUCAUUCACCGUGAAUGUCAAUUCCAAUUGGAUCCCUCCAUUCCAAAUCUGGUUUCUUGAUAUGGGUUCAUGUGCUUUGGGACCUUCAUUUCCGGUUUGGCUGAAAUCACAAAAUCAGGUCCAUUAUUUAGACUUUUCAAAUGCUAGCAUUUUUGGUUUUAUACCAAACUGGUUUUGGGAUAUUUCGUCACACUUGGUACUUGUAAACAUUUCCCAUAAUCAGUUACAGGGGCGGCUUCCAAAUCCAUUACCUGUUGCAUUUGCUUCGGUUGAUGCAGUUGAUCUGAGCUUUAAUCUUCUUGAGGGUGCAGUUCCCGUUACAACACCUGGAUUUGAUUUGCUAGAUCUCUCACACAAUCGCUUUUCUGGUGCGAUACCUUGGAACAUAAGUCAUUACAUGAGAUAUAUGACAUAUUUAUCUCUUUCUCAUAAUCAACUCUAUGGAGAAAUACCGCUGUCUUUAGGGGAAAUGAUCUUCAUUACUGUCAUUGAUCUUUCAAGCAACAACUUAACAGGGAGGAUCCCUCCAAGCCUUGCGAAUUGUUCUUUGCUGGAAGUACUAGACCUUGGGAACAAUAGCCUAUAUGGGACAGUUCCGGGUUCUUUAGGUCAGUUACAACUGCUAAGAUCACUGCACCUUAGUGACAAUUACUUUUGGGGAGAUUUACCAUCAUCUUUUAGAAAUUUGUCCAAUUUGGAAACCAUGGAUCUUGGAAACAAUGGAUUUUCAGGUAUUAUUCCACCUUGGUUUGGGGAAGGCUUUGCACAUCUUAGAAUUCUUAAUUUGAGGUCUAAUGCAUUUUCUGGAGAAUUGCCUCCGGAGCUUUCAAAACUAAGUUCAUUGCAAGUCCUUGACCUUGCAAAAAAUGACUUGACUGGCAGCAUUCCACCUAGCUUGGGUGAUCUGAAAGCAAUAGCUGAAGAGCAGAAGAAAAAUACAUAUUUACUAUAUGGAGAAUAUGUAGGUCACUACUAUGAAGAAAGCUUGGUUGUGUACACAAAAGGCCAAAGUUUUAAGUAUACCAAGACUAUUUCCCUUGUUACUAGCAUAGACCUUUCUGAUAAUAACUUAACUGGAAAUCUUCCCCAUGAAAUAACAAAACUAUCUGGUUUGGUGGUUCUCAACUUGUCAAGAAACCAUAUAACUGGCCAAAUUCCUGAAGGCAUGUCAAAUCUGCAUCAGCUAUCAUCUCUUGAUCUCUCGAGUAAUCAACUUUCUGGCACAAUUCCUUCAAGCUUGUCUUCCUUGUCAUUUUUGGGGUUCCUAAAUUUGUCCAACAACAACCUCUUUGGUGCCAUUCCUUAUACAUAUCACAUGACAACCUUUGAUGCAUCUUCUUUUACUGGGAAUCCUGGUCUCUGUGGUCCUCCCCUUCCUGUGGGGUGUCAAGGUGAUAAUGAUCUUAGUCAUGACUCUGACGAGAGACUAAGUAAUGAUGAUGAAUUGAUUGAUGAGUGGUUUUACUCGAGUCUUGGUUUGGGGUUUGCAGCUGGUAUUCUGGUUCCUUGUUUCAUUUUAGCAAUCAAGAGAUCUUGGGGUGGUGCCUUUUUUUAUUUUGUGGAUCAAGUUAUUGACAAAUUAUUGAGCCUCAGACACCGAUGAGGAAUAAAUCAUGGCCAAAAGAAGCAGUCUCAUCACAGGCAGUGGUUAACGAACUUGACCCAUGCAUGCUUAUUUCGUUUUGUACAAGGAAGGAUUGAAAUCCAUCACCGCCUUAUCUCAUAACAAUCAAUCACUGAAAUGGCA